AUGGCGGAUCCUGCUGCUGCUCUCAAGUUCUUCUUCCUUCUUCUACUCCCCGCCUCCUCUCUGGGUAACCCCAUCUUCUUUCUUCACGAUUCCUCUGCAUCCUCCUCCGUUAGAGCUUCAUAGCCAUCUUUCUUCCCUUCUUACUUUCUCUUUCUUUCUCUCUUUCUUCGUUUCUUUCUUUCUUUCUUUCCUUCUUUCAUGGUGAACGUAAAAAUGUGUAGGAUUAGAGCAGCCGGGUUGCAUCCAAGUCAAUCAGAGGACGACGGGAGCCUUCCAGGGAUUCGACUUCGAGUUCGAGGUAGAGAUCGAGAACGCCUGCGCCUGCGCGCAGAGAAACGUGAGGGUCGACGCCCCGGGCUUCAUGACGCAGCGGCCGGUGGAUCCGGCGGCGCUCCGGCGAAACGGCGAAGGCUUCCUUGUCGCCGGCGGGGAUCCCAUCGCCGGCGGCGCCGCGGUGAGGUUCACCUACUGGUGGGACCACGCAACCUUCUUCAUCCCUGCCGGCUCUCUCCCCGCCUGCUGA
Molecule: messenger RNA, 523 nt
Organism: Spirodela intermedia
Lineage: Eukaryota; Viridiplantae; Streptophyta; Magnoliopsida; Alismatales; Araceae
Source: the annotation of a GenBank genome assembly